CAGUUUAACUUACCUUUGCUGCACGAGCGGUUGGCUUCGCAACUCACUCCGAACAUUCCGUGAAAACUUGCGACCAUAAGACCUUCUCCAGUGUGUUUUACCGUACAACAGUAUUCGUAUUCGUUCGGUAGUGUGUUGAAAGUUGUGUCGGUCUUCGAUCGUCGAGGGUGCGAUCGCUGGAAAACAGCAAGGAAGGAUCGACACGACAAUCCGUAAGAUCGCGUCGCCACUCGUCCGUAUAUGUGCGCGCGCGCAAGAUCCCCUCCUCCAGUGCUUGUGUAUAUACCUGUACGUAGUGUGUACGAGCAAGCGGGCAAGCGCGCGUGUAUAUAGCUCCACUUCUUUCUCUCUUCUUCUGUCUUCUUGUACCGUCUGCGUUCCGUGCGCUCGUGUUCGUGAUUGGUCGGUGCGUGGCAUUUUUAAAAAGUCGUCCUGCUUCUGUCCGUUAUAACCUGAGAGAGAUCCGGCAGCGGUGAUGUCGCGAAACCAUGAGUAAAUCGAUAUCGUGAUCCAUGUCGAUACGAACCAUUCCCGAUUGCGAAUUUCUUCGAUUGCUCGCGAUACGAUACUUUCCUUCGUGUCGUGAUUAAUUAUUUACGGGUUCUUCGCUGUUUUUUACCAACGAACAGAGACCGCGAGAACACGUACGAGAGAUUCGAGCAAGAAAGGGAUAAGGAGCUACGAUACCGGCUCUCUCUUGCACCCAGAAUUCCUCGCGGCACGUUUGUCGAAGUAGCGGAAAAUUUAAACACGAUAUCCUGACGACUCGGCAACGUUACGGAGCAACGAUUAUUAUCGUUGACAGAUAGAGUACGCGAGUACGAAAAAAGAAAAGGAAAUAAAUUCAAGAAGGAGAAGAAGAGAAAGAGGAAAGCAAAAUACGCGUGCAAUUCCUUUUUCCGGAGCGAUUCUCCUGAGUGACAUAUGCGUGUGGCGCGUAGAUUCCUUGCCAAAGAUAAAGUUUGGAUGCGAACGGGAGCGCUGGAAAGUGGCUGAAUUUCGAGAAUAGUUUCUUCUCGACCUUCUGUUUGGAAGGAGGGGGAAAAAGAAAAGGACGAUAUAACUGUCGCGGCGAUUUUAGAGAAGUGCAGUUGCAGUUCUCCAUUCGUGCUUCGUUCAUCGGUCGAGUGUCGGUUGUGCUAUAGUGCAUCGUAGUGUUGGUGCGGGGUAAGGUUAGGGUUAUACAGAAGAGAAAGAUAAAGGGAAGAGAAGGUAUAAAUGAAUAAGCGAUAAACUGCAAUAUCGCGAUUAAGUGCAAACGACAAGACAAAAUAUCGUUGCAAAAGGAUACCGUUCGAGAAAGAGUUGUUCACAAUCCUCAAGAACUGGAUUACUCAAAAACGGAUAACUCGAGAAUCGCUAAAAUUUUGCCUGUUUAUAAAAAAGGCCGUACCCCCAGGGAUGGUAUGAGGGACGAUUCCGGCAACAUUGCCGAGGUGUUACCAGUGGGCGGGGGUGGUGCUGUGCUGGUGCUCAGCGAGCUUGAAAGCAUGGCAGCCAGGCAACAGCGGGAAAUUGCCCAGCAAAGGCGCCUCCUGGAACAGAGAGAGGCCCGUCUAGCCGUGCUUCGAGGCGCACAGGAGCCAGCACAGCAGGACAAACUCGCCAGAUUGAGGCACAGGUUGGACCAACAACAAAGCAAACUGAAUCGGUUGCGAUUACUCAGGUCGCAAACCGACCAGUCACGUGCCAACAACGCCACGCUGACCUCGGACCUGGACUGCAUAAGGGCGCUGUUCAACGAGAAGGAGAAGGAGCUCUCAUUGGCGGUGGCGAAGGUGGAGGAGUUGACGCGACAACUCGAGGAGCUGCGGGGCAGGCAGAACGCGGCCGGGACCGGAAGCGGAGGUGGAGGCGCCGGAGGCGUCGGCGGCGGAGGCGUUGGAGGCGGUGGCGGCGGUGGACACUUGUCGACGCCAGCCAGCGCUGAGCUCGAGAAACUCAGGAGGGAGCUUAUUUAUCGUAAUAAGAUGAACGAGCAGCAGAACCAAAUGGUGUCUCAGCAACGGUUGGCCCUAGCGCAACGACAAGCAGAGAUGGCGUCAAUAGACGCGAGGAUAGCUCAGCUGCAGGGUCGUCUUCAACGCAAGAGAGCGUUGAACCAACGACUGAGCCAGCAGCUAGGCUCUGGGAAUCGCACGAGCGCGAACACCGGGUUCACAGAGUCGAAGCUGGACUUCAAUGCCGGAGGGAAGUCCAGGCCUGCUGGAAAUAUAGCCGCUAUUGAACCGUAUUCCCAUAUACCGAACGACAACGAUUUCAAUUUGAACAAAAACGACCCGAAAUAUCAGACACUGCCUUACAACACCAAAUUCACGGUGAAUUUUAAGGCUGCCGAAGAUGAUGUUAAUAAGAAUAAGAUACAACACUCGGCCAGUGCCUCUCAAUUAGGUCAGAGAGCAGCUUUUCAACAGUUUGGUCAUCAAAUCGCCCAUAGCCAAUCCCAAUCCCAUAUUCAAGGUCAGUCGCAAUUACUGGGCACGAAUCAACACAACCAGAACCUGCCUAAUCAAUCCGUGAAUAAUAAUAACAAUAACAACAACAACAACAAUAACAACAGUAAUAAUAACAACAACAACGCCAAUAGUACGAACAACAACCUGAUUAGCACAUCCCACAACUUCAGCCCCGAGGGUUUGUCGCAAAAUCUUCGGAUCCAUCAUCAACAGCAGUCGCAAACGCAACAGCAGCAACAGCAACAACAGCAGCAGCAACAACAACAACACGGAAACAUUCAACAGAAGCAACAUAACGUUGGUUCAUCGGCAUCGAAUCUUGGCACCACCGUAUCCAUUACUCAAACUCAAAAUCACAGAAACCUUCAAACGCAUCAGAAACCAAUAUCCAGCGUGGCGCCAAGUUUCUCCGUCAAGUCUCAAAUCUAUCAGACUUCCUCCACGAAGAUUCAUCCCGUGAUGCCACAAACUCUGAGCCUGAUAGGCCGUGGACACAAUAACGCGCAAAAUUUCGUUGGUCUGAGCACUCAAAGUGGCAACCAGCAGCAAUCGAACCAAUCCUCUUCUAACAAUCAAACGUCCACCCAGGACCAAACUUACGCGUCGAGGCACAACUAUCCCGGUAUUCAACACUCCGCUCAAGCGAAUACUCACCCUGUGUCUUCAUCCUCGGUAUAUCAGACACAGAAUUCUCCUAAUCCUUCGUCGACCAUUCACACCUCAUCGAGCGGGACCAGUUUUGGAAAUUCGGUUCAAAGAUACAAUCAGACUCAACCGUUAACCGGCUCCACGUCCAACAACGAACAACCCGAUAAGAUAAAGUUUGAACAAGGAAAAGUUCAAGAUAAAUUCGAGCACGCCCUUCCGACUAAACACGAACAGCAGAGGUACGAGCCCAAUCAGGUGUUCAAGUACGAUUCUCAUCAGAUAAAAUACGAGCAGCAGCAUUCCAAGUACGAUCAACACGGGAAAUACGAUCAGGCCAAUCAACAAGCGUGUACGAAAUUGUACGAACAAUCGAGCAAGCACGAACAAAUUGGAAAUCAGACGAAUCGUUACGACAACGUAUCGAAGAUCGAUCAAGGGAAGUACGAAAGCGGGCAGAAUAAACACGAACAAAUUCACGGAACGAAGUACGAUCCUAAUCAGAAUACUCAACAAUACGGUAAACACGAUCAACACGAGGUGAGGCCAUCGAUCAAGUACGAGCACAAUGCGGGAUUUAAGCACGAAACAACCUCGAACAAAUACGAGAGCGGGGGCCAACAAUUCAAGCAAGAAUCGGUCAAAUUCGAGAGCAACAAAUUCGAGCAAAGUUCCGCGACGAAGCACGAGCACAAUGGGAAAUUUGAGAUCCCUGCGAAAACUGUGGAAAAAACGUUCGAAUUCGAUAGAUUGAAAAACGAGAAUGAAAGGAAAAAUAUGAUAGAGGACAAGACGAAACCGGCGCUACCUCCGAAACCGAGCAAACCGAAUCCCCCUCCACGGCUGACCCAUCAUGAAAAGAUGGACAAUCCGGGCGACGGGAUCGGCGAUUGCAAAAACAAUUUAGGGAUCAAUACGAGAACAGAGAAAGAAGAAGACGUUCCACCGAUCCCCACGUCCGAACCACCGGAAUCUCCGACAGAAACCCAAUUCGGCAAUCAUCAAAUCAUCAAAGCCAGGCCUCUAACAUUGAAGAAGGCACCGAUCUCCGAGCAGCCGAAGCUCCGUUACGCCAAGUCGAAUGUUCACGUGUCGAUAAAUCGACGGAUUGAGAUGCCACCGGCGUUUCUGUUUCCGGAAACCGAGAUUCCAGCGGACCUGAUGCAAACGGAACAGCAACAACAGCAGCAGCAGCAGCAGCAGCAGCAACAGCAGCAACAGCAGCAACAACAACCGCAACAACCUCAGCAACAAUCACAAAUCAUCGAUACGACGGACAGUUGUAAGAAGAGCGUUCCGAUUAUCAACGAAGAUGUGAUUAGUAAUGAGAAAUUGGAGGAAGCGGAUAUCAUUGAUGCGUUGAACGUUAUUAAUAUCGAGGAUAAAGUGAAGGCGAAAGAAAGCGAGAGAAGAACGGAAUUGGAAGCCGAUGGGAAGAACAACGAGGUGAUGAGAAGGAAGAAAGGGAACCUGAAGUCCAGCACGGGGAAAGCGAAUCUCUCGAGAAGGGUUUCCUUUGAUCCUCUAGCUCUACUGUUGGACGCCAGUCUCGAAGGUGAAUUGGAAUUAGUGAAGAAAACUGCUAAAGAAGUGGCGAAUCCCAGUUCGGCUAACGAUGAAGGCAUUACUGCGCUUCAUAAUGCCAUUUGUGCCGGUCAUUUGGAGAUAGUCAAGUUUCUAGUGGAAUUUGGCUGCGACGUGAACGCUCAGGACAGCGAUGGAUGGACUCCCUUACAUUGCGCCGCAAGUUGCAAUAAUUUAUCCAUGGUAAGAUUUCUAGUGGAGCACGGAGCUUGUAUAUUCGCCACUACUCUCUCCGACCAUGAAACUGCAGCAGAAAAAUGCGAAGAAGACGAGGAGGGUUUCGACGGUUGUUCAGAAUAUUUAUACAGCGUCCAAGAGAAGCUUGGAAUAAUGAACAAUGGUCAAGUUUAUGCAGUGUUCGAUUACGAGGCGCAACACAGCGAUGAGCUCACUCUGAAGAAUGGUGAUUCCUUAGUUGUCCUUCGGAAGGGCGAUGACAAUGAGAGAGAAUGGUGGUGGAGCAAACUGGGACACAAAGAAGGCUACGUACCUAGAAAUUUACUUGGCUUGUAUCCAAGGGUGCAACCGGCAAAGAUCGACUGAAGCGAGUUUCAGUCAGCGAACUCAUAAUAUCCGAUGAUUCAUUACCACAGUAUUCGAUUCGCAGCUUUAUCUUGUUAAGUAUCAUAGUUGCAUCGUCGCAUUACGGAUCGUUAUAUUAAUUUAAUCGCGUCCCAUUGUCAUCCGAACGAAGCGAACAGAAUGUUCUAUAUAGUUUUUUAUAUCUCCUUCUUCUUCUUUUUUUUUUUAAACGAAAUGAAUAUAGCUAAUAAGUCCGGAUCAUGGGUGAAUCACGAAAAUGAAUAACAAACAAACAAUAAAUAACGAAUAAUAAACAAUAAAAAACGAAUAAUAAACAAACAAUUAAAAUAUAAUUAGAUAAAAAAAGCGAAAAAAUGAUAAACUACAUCCUAUACAUGCGUAACUGUUCUUAUUUUUUUUCGACUCUUACCUUUUCUUUCUCUUUUAAAUUAAAAUAUAACUCGAAGGAUGAUAUAAUCUUGAUUAUAGUGAUUCUAACUAAUUCCUUCAAUUGAAAAAUAAUUCAAUACAAAAAUAAAAUUUUAAUAUUUUUACCCGUGAUUCCACUUUUAGCUCAACGGCCGCAUAGUCAAUAAUUGAAAUAUUUACGUUUUAAUAUGCAUCGUCUAAGUAUUGCGCCGUGAUGAACAUCAUUUAAAAAGUUUUUUCUUAGGUUCAUCCUAACCAAGUCUCGAUUAAGAACGUCCGAUUGAGAAUAAUUAAUAUAAUUUUAUUUAUUUUCAAUAAACGCAAACUUUUUUUAUUGUUUAAAAAACAAUUGUAAUUAUUUGAAAAUAGCAAAAAUUGGCAACACUUUUUUUUUUUUUUAAGAUGAAGAAAUAUUUUCAUUGAAAUAUCCAUUUUUCAUUUCCAUUUUCGUUUUUUUCGAGACUCGGCGAGAAAAAAACUUUUUGAACGAUUUUUCAAUCUCGUUAAACUUUUAUUUUACGCAUAUUACCAUAGAACAUAAAACGUUCUAUAUGAACUGCAUAGACAUACUUAAAACGCGUUUGGUUUGUUUCACCUAAAUGUUUUUAUUUAGAUGAAGUCAGAUUAUUGUUGCGUUCAUUGUUAUGUUUUUAUUCGUCUAAUGAAAUUUUCCAAAUCCGAUCAAAAAGAAUUCGGAUUUUGAAAAUGUUCCUAAGAAUUGUGUAUAAUGUAAUCUUGCCAAUACGCACUUUUUAAAUGAUCCGUUAUAAGAAAGAAAAUUAAUAAUCUUACGCUUGCGAACACGGAAGAAAUUAAAAAAAAUUUCGAUGGUCCGAUAUGACCAUAUCCAAUAUUUCUUUUGUUAUUUGAGGCGUAAUCAACAACAAAUCAAUGCGAUUCGAGAAUCUCUGAGUAAUCAAUUUAAAACUUGAUACAUUAAACAUAGAUAUUAAUUAAUUAAUUAUUGUCUAGGAAAAAUUCGAAUGAUCUGAUUACAAAUAUUCAUAAGAUCAUUGUUAUACUGUCUGAAAAAACAGUAAUUGAAUUAAUUCUAGAAAAAAGAAAGAAUUUUAUUCGAUUCUCAGAAUGUUUCUGACAUUUACACGCAUCCACUCCUACAUAAGCACGCACUCACGCGUGUACACACACAUACACACACGUAAAUGAAGUAUGUGCCUUUCAGAAGUAAUAAUGGUAUAUUAUGUAAGAAUGCAUGAUAUAUUAUGACGAAUAAAUUGUUUUUAAUAAAAAUCAA
Apis cerana (Asiatic honeybee) is the source of this 6891-nucleotide messenger RNA. Its product is annotated as Ankyrin-repeat, SH3-domain, and Proline-rich-region containing Protein. NCBI's taxonomy places the organism in Eukaryota, Metazoa, Arthropoda, Insecta, Hymenoptera, Apidae. Gene Ontology annotation, biological process: regulation of apoptotic process. Gene Ontology annotation, molecular function: p53 binding. Gene Ontology annotation, cellular component: nucleus. The record is from RefSeq and is a predicted model, not a curated record.